Grammomys surdaster is the source of this 2008-nucleotide messenger RNA. Its product is annotated as protein transport protein Sec24B. Gene Ontology annotation, molecular function: zinc ion binding; SNARE binding. The annotation marks the transcript as partial. Gene Ontology annotation, biological process: endoplasmic reticulum to Golgi vesicle-mediated transport; intracellular protein transport; COPII-coated vesicle cargo loading. The record is from RefSeq and is a predicted model, not a curated record. Gene Ontology annotation, cellular component: endoplasmic reticulum exit site; COPII vesicle coat. NCBI's taxonomy places the organism in Eukaryota, Metazoa, Chordata, Mammalia, Rodentia, Muridae. The transcript is spliced from 16 exons.
AUGAAGGCAAAACCUGUGUUUGGUUUCCUUUUAGGUGUUGACAGCUCUUCUACCACCAGUAGCGCCUCACCCUUGCCCAACAGUUACGAUGCCCUGGAAGGAGGCAGCUACCCGGAUAUGCAUUCUUCUUCAGCAAGCAGCCCUGUUCCAGAUCGUGCCGCGGAACCUAACUCCUCCCUCGCCCAGGCUCUGUCUACAGCCCCCACUCCCGCUGCUGCUCAGCCGCCAAAGGUAGCAAAGCCCUUUGGCUAUGGCUACCCAACUCUGCAGCCUGCCUAUCAGAAUGCAGCACCACCGCCCACCCCUGCAGCACAUCCCAGCGGCCCAGCGUAUUCUGGAUAUUCCCAGCAUUACCCAGGGGUGAACCAGCUGUCCUCAGGUCUAGGAGGACUAAGCCUGCAGAGUUCUCCACAGCCAGAAAGCCUAAGACCUGUAAACCUCACCCAGGAGAAGAAUAUCUUACCUGCAACACCUAUUUGGGCUCCUGUACCCAACUUGAGUGCAGAACUCAACAAGUUAAACUGUAGCCCAGAUUCCUUUCGAUGUACCUUGACCAGUAUCCCACAGACACAGGCUUUACUGAAUAAAGCUAAGCUUCCUUUAGGAUUGUUGUUGCAUCCCUUCAGAGACCUGACGCAAUUGCCAGUGAUAACCUCAAACACCAUUGUGAGGUGCCGGUCCUGUCGGACGUACAUCAACCCAUUCGUGUCCUUCAUCGAUCAGCGGAGAUGGAAGUGCAACCUGUGCUAUAGAGUGAAUGACGUGCCAGAAGAGUUUUUGUACAACCCCCUGACACGGUCUUACGGAGAGCCUCAUAAACGGCCAGAAGUUCAGAAUUCCACUGUGGAGUUCAUCGCUUCCUCAGACUACAUGCUCCGGCCUCCUCAGCCUGCCGUCUACUUGUUUGUUUUAGAUGUGUCUCAUAACGCAGUGGAAGCUGGGUAUUUGGCAGUUUUAUGCCAGUCCUUAUUAGAAAACUUAGACAAGCUUCCUGGAGAUUCACGAACAAGAAUAGGAUUCAUGACUUUUGACAGCACCAUUCAUUUCUACAAUCUACAAGAAGGGUUAUCCCAGCCUCAGAUGUUGAUUGUAUCUGAUAUAGAUGAUGUUUUUCUGCCCACACCGGAUAGUCUGCUUGUGAAUCUGUAUGAAAGUAAAGAGCUUAUAAAAGACUUAUUGAACGCAUUACCAAAUAUGUUCAUCAAUACCAGAGAAACGCACAGUGCCCUUGGACCUGCACUUCAGGCUGCCUUCAAACUAAUGUCUCCCACGGGUGGCCGAGUGUCUGUGUUUCAGACACAGUUACCUUCCUUGGGGGCAGGACUUCUGCAGUCCAGAGAAGAUCCGAAUCAGAGGUCGAGUACCAAGGUGGUGCACCAUCUUGGCCCUGCAACUGAUUUUUAUAAGAAGCUUGCUUUAGACUGCUCAGGACAGCAAACUGCAGUGGAUUUGUUCCUUCUGAGUUCACAGUAUUCCGACCUUGCUUCUCUGGCUUGCAUGUCCAAGUACUCUGCAGGGUGCAUAUUCUACUAUCCAUCUUUCCACUCUACCCACAAUCCUUCGCAAGCAGAAAAGUUACAAAAAGACCUGAAACGGUACCUCACUAGGAAGAUUGGAUUUGAAGCUGUCAUGAGAAUAAGAUGCACUAAAGGACUUUCAAUGCACACUUUCCACGGGAACUUCUUUGUCCGCUCCACUGACUUACUGUCUCUUGCCAACAUCAACCCUGAUGCUGGAUUUGCAGUACAGUUGUCAAUUGAAGAAAGUCUGACAGAUACUUCCUUAGUGUGCUUUCAAACAGCCCUGUUAUACACAUCAAGCAAAGGCGAACGGAGAAUUCGGGUGCAUACACUGUGCUUACCAGUCGUAAGUUCACUCGCUGAAGUUUAUGCAGGAGUAGAUGUACAAGCUGCCAUCUGCCUUCUGGCCAACAUGGCUGUGGAUCGCUCAGUGUCAUCGAGCCUGUCAGAUGCCAGGGAUGCCCUGGUGAAUGCUGUAGUGGACCCCC